AUGGAUGAAAUACUUCUGAACACCGAUCCAAGUGCCUUUCACCUUUUGCAGCAUGGCCAUCGGGAUAUGGUCUCCGCUACAGCCUUUAAUAGUUAUGGAAAUCGUUUUGGAACUGGAUCAGUUGAUGGCACCUUGGAGCGCCCACAGCUCCGAGAUCCAUCAAGUAUACCAGAACAUCUUUGUUUUGUCACUGAAUUUGAUUGCUCAUAUCUGGUGCAGAUUCAAUGGCUCCCAGCAACCAUAUACCCUAAUCUCAUCGCCACCUUAGCUGCUGAUGGCAAGUUUCGUAUUUGGGCAGAAGAUCCCACCAUUGAACCGGGGUCAGGAAAACGCUUUAAUCCUUGUGGAAAUGAGCCAGUAUUCGAGCUUCGAUCUAUCUCUCGCUCGCCAUUUCUUUCCUUCACUAUCUCUCAUCAUCACAAAAAUAGACAUACAUUUCUUGCACUCAUUAACCGCUCAGCAACAGUCGUUGUUUAUGAAAAUGACGAGCCAGAGAACCUUGAGUCUUGGAAUGAGAUCGAUAGUUUUACUGUUUGCGAAAAGCCAGCGCGUGGAGAAGAAAUUAGCUUUCGUGUUGCCUUCGAUCCUAAUCUUCAGCCAGCAUACACGGCCAUUCUAGAAGGUGUUCCGAAAGAUGCUCUAGGGUUAGUAGUUGCUAGCAUGUACACAGCAAGUGUCUGGCGCACAAGAGAAAUAACGCACACUGUCAGCCUCGGGAGCAGCAACACAAAAGAAUUUUAUCGUGCUGUGGAUUUAAAGGGGCACAAAGGGUUAGUUCGAGACGUCGCAUGGGCACCAGGAAAUAUUCGUGGUCAUGAUGUGAUUGCAACCGCCUGCAAAGACGGAUUUAUCCGGGUCUUUCAAGUAUUAACCCCACCCAGCAGCAAAAAUGAGUUACAGGAAGAAACACUGACCUGUGAUGAUUCUCAAGAAUUCGAUAAAACAGAAAUCGUUUCUCAGUUUCCAGAUCUUCAGAUAAGCCAAGUGCCAUCUGGCAUUGGAGCUGGGUUAGUCGAGCCUCACCCGCCGUCCGAUGAAGGAGAAAGGCACGACAUUGUCGCGCACAUAUCAAAAGAAGUGAGUUUGAUGGCCCCGGAUGAUAGCCGUCUACCACCUUGGAAAGUCGAAUUUGAUUCCGAUGGACACUUGUUAGGCUCCACAGGCGAUGAUGGAAAAGUCACACUCUGGCAGCGAGAACCAAACGGAGAGGGCUGGAGUAAAUAUUCACAGCUAGUUAUGGCUAGAGAUACAUGUGUCUAA
Molecule: messenger RNA, 1260 nt
Organism: Blumeria graminis f. sp. triticale
Lineage: Eukaryota; Fungi; Ascomycota; Leotiomycetes; Helotiales; Erysiphaceae
Source: the annotation of a GenBank genome assembly